Messenger RNA from Aspergillus homomorphus CBS 101889, 2760 nucleotides. Its product is annotated as metal cation transporter MSC2. Gene Ontology annotation, biological process: intracellular zinc ion homeostasis; transmembrane transport; zinc ion transport. The transcript has 4 exons. NCBI's taxonomy places the organism in Eukaryota, Fungi, Ascomycota, Eurotiomycetes, Eurotiales, Aspergillaceae. Gene Ontology annotation, molecular function: zinc ion transmembrane transporter activity. The coding region runs from base 67 to 2760 and encodes 897 amino acids. Gene Ontology annotation, cellular component: Golgi apparatus; membrane. The record is from RefSeq and is a predicted model, not a curated record.
AAGCCCCCUCCGGUUGUUCGCUGGGAACAUCCAGCGGAUCGUACAUAGCACAACCAUUCCGAGACAAUGUCGGCUGGAACACCGGUAUCGUUCGUGGAGACAGCUCCUCCGAAUCAUGGGCUCGGACAUAGUCGAGGCCAUCGUUCGCGAUCAUCUCGCAGGUCGCACGGGCCAAUUUCCAUUUCGGCCUCCUCCUCGGACCUGUCUUCAGCAAAUCAACAGCCCCCACAACCUGUAAUCAACCCGACCCUUCCCAAUGGCAACUCGGGAGAUGCAGCCUGGCAUAGUCAUCACCAUUCACACUCUCUUGCAUCAAAUCAUAGCGUAUGGGAAGCUCCCGCCCAGGAUCAGACUGUCCCCUCCUCAAGCAACCAUACGCACCACACGAAGAACGAUAGCGCUGCAGGGCUGAUUGGUGCUCAAAUGCUGAAUGCAUCUGUUGAGACCGGAUCGAACACAAUUCAGGAGGCCAUUGCUGGACCCCUCCUGGCCUUGCCGUGGAUCGCCCUUUCCUGGUACUACCAACACCAUGCGCAUUGGAAAACACGGCAAAUCGUUUUGGACGAUCCCGACGCAAUCGCAUCAAACAAUGGCAAAUUAGACCAAGUCGAGCGGAAGGCGGCCAUGCUGACUGCCGUUACACUGAUACUAUAUGGAUGUGGACAAAUGAUGCGGUCCGUUCAGCGGGGAGGAGCUGACUCCAUCGUUGCAAUUCCGCAGGUGGAUUCGAGCACAGCGAGGGUGGCGCUUCUGCGAGUGUCUUCUCUUGCUCUGCCCAUCUAUGCCGGCCUGAAGGUUGGAGGCUUCCUAGUGGCUCUCAGCUUGCUACUUUCGGUAGCCUCUGGCGUGCCGACAAUUCUCCAGGGAAAUGGCCCACAUAGCAGUGGCCAAUUCCGACUAAGCCAAAAGAAAGCGAGCGGUGGUGUCCUUGUCGCAGUUGUUGUACUCAGCUUACUGGGCUUGAAUGCAACCUGGGAUGACCACCCAUUCUUCGGUUACGUCGCUUUACUGGUUUCGGUCUUCGUGGUCCGCCCUCCUUUCUCAGGGACGAAGUCGGUAGACGUCGACCUCUCUACGCCAACCUCAUCUAAGAAGCAACUGUCAGAGUCCAAUGUAAGCGCUGCUUCAGCCGGCGAAUCUGUGUUGACUGCUUUGUCGGGCCUGCUUCUAGUACUUAUCACGAUCAUCGUCUCCGGCAAUAUCUCCUUUGACUUCACUGAUAUGCUUUACCAUCUUGCUGGCUCUGGUGCACUUGCACUUAGUUUAUUAUCCGUUGCUCCCUCACAUCUCCAAUCAUCACAUAAGAUUGGCCUUGUCCUUGGGAGCGGAGGCGCUGCCCUCCUAUCCUCGCCGCCGAUACAAGACAAUGUUUCGGUAAUCUAUGUCUCGCGGAUCAUUGUUUCACUCAUCUCAUACCUUGCUGCCCGCUUCGACGACAAAGGUUUGCGCCACUCUGCACAGUCUCAUGCCCAUGAACAUCAUGGCCAUUCAUCCGCCGAUGCUUCCAGAAUCACCAAGUUCAUCCUCCAUCAGAGCGAAUCGUAUCCGCUUUUGUACAGUAUCCUCAAGGAACGCGAUUCGCGACGUAUCUUCUAUUUCAUGUGUCUUAACUUCGGCUUUAUGCUUGUUCAGUUGGCAUAUGGCUUUUUGACUGGAUCUUUGGGGCUACUUAGUGACAGUAUUCACAUGUUCUUCGACUGCCUUGCUCUGGUUGUUGGUCUUUGUGCUGCUGUCAUGAGCAAAUGGCCGCCCAGUUCGAGAUUUCCUUACGGUUACGGCAAGGUCGACACGCUAUCCGGUUUUGCCAACGGCAUUUUUCUCAUGAUCAUUAGUAUUGAGAUUAUCUAUGAAGCAGUCGAAAGACUGUCUUCAGGCAGUCAAAUGCACCGUAUUGGUGAGCUGCUGAUUGUUAGCAUCGCAGGCCUACUUGUGAACCUCGUUGGAAUUAUGGCCUUCGACCAUGGACAUGCGCAUGGACACGACCAUGGCCACGGGCACUCGCACGGCAACGAGAAUAUGCACGGCAUUUUUCUCCAUAUUCUUGCCGAUACGCUCGGCUCGGUGGCUGUGGUGAUCUCGACCAUUCUCGUCCACUACUCUGGCUGGCCGGGGUACGAUCCUAUUGCUUCAUGCUUGAUCGCAAUCUUGAUUUUUGCCUCGGCAGUUCCGCUCGUCAGCAGCACGGCGAAGACUUUGCUGCUGGCAUUGCCCGCUGACGUUGAAUACAAUGUCCGUGAAGCUCUGGCGGGAGUCAGUACCCUACGGGGAGUUGUCGGGUACUCGGUCCCUCGAUUCUGGUUGGACGAUACGGGCAAAGAGUCUUCUGGCCAUCACCAUCACCACCAUGGUCACGAUCAUGGACACAGUCAUACCCACAGCCAUAGCCACGGACAUAGCCACGACCAUGGCCAUGACCACAAUCACAACCACUCCCACUCCCACGCUCAUGGUCACAGUUGCGACCACAGCAGCUCCCCCUCUCAUGCUCCCUUACACAGUCACAAUCACGGCCACAGCCACGAUCACAGCAACCACUCCCAUUCGCACAGCCAUGACCUCCACUCCCACUCCCAGGAAACCCACAACCCCAAACUUCUCGGCGUAAUUCACGUCAUCGCCUCGCGCGCCGCCGACCUCGAAGACGUCCGCCAACGCACCGUCAACUACCUCCGCGAGAAAGACAUGGACAUUCUUGUCCAGGUCGAGCGCGAAGGCGACGGCCGGUGCUGGUGCGGCGGAGGCGCCAACAAAGCCUCCUAG